Messenger RNA from Harmonia axyridis, 1725 nucleotides. RefSeq lists its product as uncharacterized. The transcript has 8 exons. NCBI's taxonomy places the organism in Eukaryota, Metazoa, Arthropoda, Insecta, Coleoptera, Coccinellidae. The coding region runs from base 29 to 1705 and encodes 558 amino acids. The record is from RefSeq and is a predicted model, not a curated record.
AUCAUUGUCCUUUGGUUAAUUAAGCAGUAUGGUCAGUUUGAAAUUUGUUCUGGCUCUUACAGCCGUCGUAUGCAUGUGCAAUGCUGACCAAUCUGCAGUUGAGCUGAUGCAGGAUGUAUUCCAUGGUUGCCUCCAAGAUUUGUCCAUUAGUUGCGUCAAGCCGAAAUCUCUGAGAUGGAUCGAUGAGGUUUCUGAUAAACCUGUCAUCAAGAUCACUGAAGAUCUGGUCAUUGUGAAGAAAGAUGUUCCAGAACCAGAGCUACAAAGAGGUUUAUCUGACGAUGUCCUCGACAAAUUUGAAGACUUCAUCCAAUCCCAUGAAUUGGUAGCUAGAGUACCUCAAAUCCUACGCAGUGAUGGACCAUUGGGAUCUCUCGUACCAAGAGGAUUCCAAGCUGAAGACCUAAAAGUUCCUCUUGCUGUUACUGGCCGUUCCAAAUUGGUGAAGAAAGUCAUUGUUCCUUUCUUGUUGGGUCUUAAAUUCAAGACAGCUGUCUUGGUACCAUUAGCUUUGGCUUUGAUUGCUUUGAAAACAUGGAAAGCACUUACUCUUGGUCUUCUCUCAAUGGUCCUCACUGGAGCUCUCUUGAUCUUCAAAUUCACCAAACCAAAAGUUGUCAACUAUGAAGUCAUCCACUACCCCCACCAUCACCACGACCACCACGUUGAACAUAUUCCUCAAACUGGCUGGGCUGAACCACCAGUAUAUGGUAGACAAUUAUCUGCCCAAGAAAUGGCUUACAAUGCUCAACUUUGUACCGCAAAAGGAAUUGAGAAGAUAAUAUGUUCCAUACAAACAAAGGAGUCUGGAGAUGUUUAUACUAUAGUCAAUAUUUUCAAGAAGGUCAGAUUUGCCAUCUACGAAGGUGGAGGAAACAAAAAUGAUUGUAAUAUUUACAGGUUUUUUGCUAUUAUACCUUGCAUAUCGAACAUUUUCAAGUUAUCGGCUUUUCAAACAGUCAAAAUCAUGAGGUACUCAGGCUUGUUAGUUUUCGUAGUAUUUUUAGCGGCAGCAAAAGCUUCUCCUGCCAAGCAGCAGUUAUGGGAUGACAUCUUCCCCAAGGCGACCAUGGAGGAGAUGAGGAGCAUGUGUGACGGAGAUGAUCCAAUUUCGUGCUUAAAGCUCAAGGCUAUCUCCUUCCUGAAUAACAUCUUCCAAGUCGACAACUACAAGCUUUCAGAUAGCGUAGAAAUCAACAAGAACAGCUACAGAUCCAACGAUAUCUCAGCAAGAAGCGAAUCAUCCGUAGGUGACAAAAUCGAAAAUUUCAUCAAAAGCCAUGACGUCACUUUCAAAUUCCCAAUGGUCGAUUCAGAAGUUACCGUAGAUGCAAGGAAUUUGGAUAGUGAUUCUAUGGACAUCAAAUUGAGGUUCAACACUGGCACUGAAGUCGUCGAAGCAAGAAAAUCCAAGUUGAAGAAGAUUUUGUUCCCAAUUUUGACCUUCGUCCUCCUUAAGGCCAUAACUCUGGUACCUUUAGCUCUUGGUGUUCUCGGCUUGAAAGCAUGGAAUGCUCUCCAACUGGCUUUCUUCUCUUUCAUUGUAUCAGUUGGUUUGGCUGUUUUCCAACUCUGCAAGAAAAUUGCUGCUGAUAACGCUCCACCACAGAUUGCUGCUCAUGCUCCAUGGGAACCUGCAUCUUAUGCUGCCAGGUCUUUCAACGAAGAUGCUCAAAAUAUUGCUUACUCUGCCUAUGUACAGUAGUGAUGUUCAAGAAGGAUGAU